This is a messenger RNA of Ylistrum balloti, 909 nucleotides long. RefSeq names its product ectodysplasin-A-like. Gene Ontology annotation, molecular function: tumor necrosis factor receptor binding. The transcript has 7 exons. The record is from RefSeq and is a predicted model, not a curated record. Lineage: Eukaryota; Metazoa; Mollusca; Bivalvia; Pectinida; Pectinidae. Gene Ontology annotation, biological process: immune response. Gene Ontology annotation, cellular component: membrane. The coding region runs from base 1 to 909 and encodes 302 amino acids.
AUGCUUUGGUCAGCGCGGGAAAUUGUCAUCCUAAAACAAGAUCAAGAACUAUGCAGACAGGAAGGAGGGCGAGUGAGCGCACCUGUAGAAAAGACUGACGAUGGAUCAGUAAAAGUGAAAACCGAACCUACCAUCAUCAAUAAAUCUUUAGAGGGUAGAAUCCAACUACAUCGCAUAACACGUGCCACCGAUCCUGGUAAAAGAAAAAAGAAGUCGGGUAAAAGAUCACGAUGUGCUAAAAAGUGCCGUAAGGGGCCCAGAGGUCCACGAGGUCCACGAGGUCCAAAAGGUCCAAAAGGUCCAUCCGGCGGCCCGGUAGGUCCACCAGGGCUUCCGGGUCCUCCAGGAGUAACAGGAUUACCAGGAAGUGAGGGGGCUCCGGGUAGUAUAGGACUUCCCGGUAUAAAGGGUGACAAAGGCGAUCCUGGGAUGUCGGUGACGGCCUUCGCUGCUCAUUUUAUACCAGAUCGACUUCAUCGUGAGCUCUCAAGCGUAGACUCUGAAACUAACCAAGUAAUGGAGUUCCUGUCAACUCAAUCCCUCGGAAACUGGAUCAAGUCACCAAUAGAACGACUUCACAAUGGCAAAUUUAGAGUGAAGUUCACGGGAGUCUAUCUGCUCUAUCUAAACGCCCAGUUGUAUGUUUAUGAUGUUCAUUAUGCGGUGGCGUUGUAUAUUGGUGCGAUUGACACGGACCCAGACCUUAUGUGUUCGGUUGCUACGGAAACGAUUCUACCCCAUCAAGAGGAAACGAAAUACAACAACGCUAGGACAAAAUCAUGCUCGACUGUAGGCACGUUCCAUAUAAGAGCUGGCCAAGAAAUAGCUGUGGUCAUGCAGGAAACACACAGGGCAAUUCUUAUAAAGGAUGGCACGAACUUUGGUGCUAUUUUACUAAAUUCUGGCUGA